GGCUCUCCCUCGUGAGCCUCAGCAGUCUAGAGUAACACCAGCCCAGCAGGUCAGUCAACACCUCACAUGCAAGUCAUCCUGAUACUGCCUUUUCAGCUAUCUAAAUAUUUUAUUGUGAGCAGUGACCAGGCAGCGCGUAUAAAGCCGCUGACACAGAGCGCCGCAUUAGUGCUGAGUCACGCUGCGACGUAAAGCUGCACGUAGAGGAAGCACAUGGACGGACAAAACAGCAACAUGAGCGCUAAUGCCAAGAUGUUUAACCAAGCCAAGACGCUCAGACUCCACACCGGGAACAUAGUCAACCGCAACCGGAUGAAAAAGAAGUGUCCUGGCUCUCCCAGUGAGGAACUGCAAGACUGCAUUCAGGCUACCCUGGGGGACUGGUUUUCCCAGACGAAGCUAACUGCAGAGGACUUCCAAGAUACACUGGACUGCUCCAUUCCUGAAGCAACAGACGCUAUAACACCAGAGGAGAGGGAGGAGCUGAAGGUUUCAGCUAAACUGUUCCUAUGUGAGUCUGAUAAAUCUUCAAUCAAAGAAGCAGUUAAGAUGGCCUGCCAGACACUGGCAGUGUCCCAACUCGAUUCUGUUAUAAUAGCGCCCCCUGGGCCCCCAGAGGGGGACACACAGACUCUGGCUCACCUACAGCCGGUUUGGGAGGAGCUGGAGGCUCUGGUGCAGAGCCAGCAGAUUGCAGCUAUCGGCACUUCUGACUUGGACAAAGAUCUGCUGGAACAACUUUACAAUUGGGCUCAGGUAAAGCCCAGCAGUAACCAGGUGAACCUGGCAUCCUGCUGUGUGAUGCCUCCUGACCUCACAGCAUUUGCAAAAGAGUUUGACAUACAGCUGCUCACACACAAUGACCCCAAAGAGCUCAUGUCGGCAGCAGCAUUCCAACAGGCUCUGCAGGAGGGGACACAGGAGCUCAGUGUUGCCGACUGGAGGCUAGACUGGGUUCUACGAUACUCCAUUAUUGUCAAGAGCAGAGGCAUUAUAAAAUCCAAAGGUUACCUUGUCAGUGCGAGUAAGGCAAGGUCAUAGCAUAGCUCGUUCAUGAAGAUGUGUGGAUAAAGCCAUGUUAUUCAUCACUUCAAAUUACAGAAACACACAUUCAGUAAGUGGAUGUUGCCAAUUGCGGUGAAUCUAAAACUAAUUUUUGUACCACUGUUUUUAGUUCUUUAAAAUGUAGAACUGAGUCAUAAAACUAUAACUCUGAAUUACAUUUUCAAUGGGCUCAUUCUGGCCACUGUCUAUCUGUGAAGCUGGUUGUUGAUACUGUAUUUUAGUUGGUAAUGAAGUGCCUCUCAGAUUCCUGUCAUCUUCCCAAAUCCGUUAAGAGACAAAACCUGUAAAUUAUUUAUGCAAAGUUUUUUGAUUCUUGAUUUGUGUAUGAUUUAUUGAAAAACAUGUUGGCAUUCCAGUCUUGGCAAAAAGCACUAAUCAAACUAAAUGAGCAUACGGACUGCUGAUACUGUAAUGCAGUUUGAGAUCCUAUGCUUUACAUUUAACUUGUAUCCAUGCAUUUUCACCAAAAUGUUUUAGAACAAAUUGUUUACCAAGCUCAUGAGAUUAACAGUAGAACAGAAACACAUAAUAUGCAUUGUUACGAUUGCACUGGGGAAUCUUUAUGUAGUAAUGUCACCUGAAUGUUAAAUUAAAGCUGCUCUUGCACACAGGGUCCAGUGAAUGAAAUGAUGCAGCUCCUCUACUGUACUGUAAAUGUAUUGUCAUAUCUGUAUAUCAUGAUUAAAUUUGCUUUAUUAAAAUCA
Molecule: messenger RNA, 1769 nt
Organism: Periophthalmus magnuspinnatus
Lineage: Eukaryota; Metazoa; Chordata; Actinopteri; Gobiiformes; Gobiidae
Gene: gclm
Product: glutamate-cysteine ligase, modifier subunit
Exons: 7
Coding region: 214-1041 (275 amino acids)
Biological process (GO): glutathione biosynthetic process
Cellular component (GO): glutamate-cysteine ligase complex
Molecular function (GO): glutamate-cysteine ligase catalytic subunit binding; enzyme regulator activity
Source: RefSeq, a predicted model, not a curated record